This is a messenger RNA of Sporisorium graminicola, 1152 nucleotides long. RefSeq lists its product as uncharacterized. The coding region runs from base 1 to 1152 and encodes 383 amino acids. The transcript has a single exon. Lineage: Eukaryota; Fungi; Basidiomycota; Ustilaginomycetes; Ustilaginales; Ustilaginaceae. The record is from RefSeq and is a predicted model, not a curated record.
AUGCGACAUCUCGGUAUCGUCUUGGUUGCCUUGUACACGUUGCUCCUUGGCGCCAGGUCCAAGCCGAUGUGGCGAUCGCCGUUCGGCGGAGAGUCCAGCAGUGGAGGUCGGCGAGACGGCGAAGGGUCGAGCAGUGGCGCGCAACCCUCGGACCCGGGUUUCCACUGGCAGGAAAACGAGCUACAGCCACCGUGGACGCCUCUUCCGCAGCCCUGGCCGGCGGAUUCUAGCGGUGCACAGCCAGCAUCGUCUCCGAUCGCGUCCCAGGGAGCUCUGUCCGAUUUGACCGUGAUCCCAGCGACCGAAUCACAGGCUGCACCCGUGCAUCACGUCACGCCUCAAGAGUGGGAAGAGAACCUGCAAAGGGCGCUCGCGAUGCCUAAUCUCGUCUUCACCAGCGUCGACAAAGAGUAUCGCGAAGGUCCACGCAUCUACGUGGCGCACAACCGACAUCCGAGCGACUGGCACCCGAACAUCGCUGACGCUUCGCACGAACAACCUCGAACGGAACAGCAGCGGGCACACUUUGCGAGCGUGGUGGAAAAUGUGGUCAAGAUCAAAGCAAAGGCGCUUCCACAGGGCAUGCCGCGCUGGCGCACGCUGGUGUACCUCAACAGCCAGGACCGCAUGGACUACCUGAAUCGAGAGUACUUUCGAGGCGCGAUGCAGUUCCUCCCGAUCAACACUGCACAGCUUACGUGGAAGCUGCUGAAUACCUUACUGACGGAUCGCGAGCAGUAUCUUUUGCUGGCACCACGGGUGAGGGGAGAGCUGGGCCUGCUCGUGGCGAUGCACAGAUCAGGCCGGAUGCCUGCCAUCGAAACUUUGACGGGGGCGUUGAAGAACACGCAACAGGUCGUGACGCUUUGGUCGCCGUUCCUCUUAGAUGGAACGAGGACAACGGUGGUGUUCUAUGGAGUGGGGCGGCUGGAUACGAGAGACUUCGAAAGGACUCUGAAACACAUUGGAGGAUUAGCAUCGAGAUGGAGCGGAUUGCCACCCUUUUGGGAUGCAGCCUACUACCUGGAGAGACUACCAAAGCAGUUUGCGCUCGGCUUCUAUCAAGACGAGCAUGGUGUUGAGGAUUCGGAAGAGCAGCAACGAGCCCUGGAGAGGUUUGAAAGCGCAAGCCGCUAUCUGCGCUCCGGAUAG